GUGUGGGUGUGGGUGCGGGGAGGGUGAGCGGGAGGGCAGGUGAAGCCGCAGAGCCCCGGCCCCGGCUCACAGCCCGCAGAGCCGUCCACGCUGGAGGCGCUCACCCAGGCGGCCAUCAUCUGCACCAUGGCCCUGGCUAUCAUCAUGCUCAAUCUCCUCAUCAUCGCCGUCUAUGUCAACAUCAGAGGGCCGCACGAAAUGGUGUUUUGGUACGUGCUCUCGCUGGCCGGGGCCGACCUGUGCUGCGGCGUGCUGAUCGUCCCGCUGUCGGUCUACCCGGUGCUCCUGGGCAAGUGGGUCUACGGCGACAUCCUCUGCCGCUUCGCCGGCUACGCGGCCGCCGUCCUCUGGACCAUCUCCGUCUACACGCUCAUGUGGAUGAGCGUCGACCGCUACCUCGCCGUUCGCAAGCCGCUCCGCUACGAGACGGUCCAGACCAAGACGCGCUGCCAGUGCUGGGUUGCCUUCACCUGGAUCUCUUCCGCUAUGAUGUGUCUGCCGCCGCUGCUGGACUACAGCCUGCCGAUCUUCGACGGGGAGUCGUUCCUGUGCUCGUUAGACUGGGGCCGAAUGGCCGCCUACUCGAUAACGCUGGCCGUCCUCGUCCUGGGGCCGAGCCUCAUCACCAUCUUCUACACAUACUCCUACAUCCUCUCCAUCAUCCGCAAGCUCAAGCAAGGCCACGCGGCCACCAUGCACGACAAGGAGUACGUCACGGCCGUCUCCGAAAGCCUCGCCAACCCGAGCCACGCCGUCGCUUUCACAAUCAUCCUCGUCUUCUGGCUCUCCUGGAUCCCGCUCAUCACACUCAAGCUCCUCGAGUACUUCGCAAACACUCAAUUCAAGGUGCCGUACCUCCACUUCGCGGUGGUGUGGCUGGGGAUCGCCAACUCAAUAUGGAAGGCGUUCAUUUUAGUGGCGCUGAGUCCCCAGUUUAGGGUCGGUCUCCGCCUCUUGUGCCUCACGCUUUGCUGCAGAACUAAGGGCCGACUGCCACUAGAGCUUCUGGGAAUGGACCCGGACGACUAGAUGGAUGAAAAUUCAAUAAACGAGAAACUCGGGAUGGCAAAAUCGUUACGGUAGAGGGACGACAAAUCGGUGAAGAGCCAAACUUAGCCAGAGGUUAAACUGAAGAAACUUCCAAGGAAGAUGGAUAAAGGGAAGAGCCGAGGACAUGGCUGCAAUGAGUGGCUUGACGGACACUUGCCGUGAAUCUUAGUCAUAUCGUAUCGUAAUCACAAAAUUCUGUCAGUUUUUAACAAAGUAAUUUGCUUGAGAAGACAAUCCACUCUCGCAAAACCGGCGGCAGCUGAAAUGCCAAGAUUACUUUGGCUCAUUGAGGACAGUAUCUCUGAUUAAGACAGAAAAAUUGUGAUUAUAAGGUCCGAUAAGGUUUUCUUUCAAAGAGAGGAAAUGUUCACUUACGAAUGAAAUGAUGAGGGCCAAAAGUACUGGUUUACCAGAGGCGACUAAUUGUUACUUUAUAACUUUAGCUCAGAUGCUCAUUUGAGUAAUUAUUUGCUUGUAAUUUUGUGAAGCUACUAUUGCUGAAAAUUCAAGAUUACAUUAGCUUACACAUUUCGGGCAAAAUCAUUCUAACUCCAGUAAAGGACGAUACCUGAGAGCUGGAGAUUUUACACAGCGAAAAAUAUUUUAAACUGUCAUGGAAUCAUCGGGAUUCGGUACUCGGAUGGAUAAAAGCAAACGAGUUGGUGUAGGAAAGUUUGCAGACUUUCGAAGGAUAUACUUAUCAUCUUAGCAUAAAAAUAAGUGCCCGAACUGUUUCGUAUGAAUUUAGUGUCACACAAGCCGACGAAAUUUUUUUACGCUCGAAUCCUAACCCUGUCACACUUGCUUUCUCCGCGUGUAAAAAAAGUUCCACCCCCAUAAACUGUGAUUUCUAACGGUGCCACAUAUAGCAGAAAUACCAUUCUAAAUGGUCGAUUCUAGUGACCACAUUACUUCAGUUUUGCGUUUAUUUUGAAAUAAAAAGAAAAUAUGAAAACUUCCAGAAAUUAACAACACAGAAUCGGUUCAAAGUCGUUCGUUAAACGGCGAAACUGUAAUUAAAAAAGAGGGAAAUGACAAUUAUACGAAGACUAUGCCUUCUGAUUCCCGAAUUCAUGGAAUUUGAAAGGGGGCGAUACCGAAAAAAAAGUAUGUGGUAGUAAUCAUUGAAUUGUUGACGAUUGACACUUACACCCCUAGAAAGAUGAAUGGAAUCAACCUAAUUCCUACCUGACUAAGCGCAAAGAAUGUAAUGUGGAUGAGUCAACCACAUCUUCGUUUAAGGCUGAUACUUAAGGGUACCUCUAUCAUAGAGAUGAAAAAUAAACUAUAUUCCUUGGUUAGCCCCUAAGUCUACAAAUCUACUAGGAAUGAAUUAAAAUGAUUGCCUUCUUUUUGGUGGCAGAGACUUGUGUCAAGCACGAUUGGUAUUACAACCUCGAUUACACGGACGCACUGUUUCCUCACCAAAAACUGCAGGAAAUUAUAUUUAUAACUCACAUCGUGUCGUAUGCAGAUUUGUUGAAAGGCUUAGCACACGGAGUUAUAAGAGUGUGCUCCGACUAAAUGACUUGCAACUGGAAAGUAGAGGCAUCAGCUUUAUCAUCAAUGGUAGGGAUUAAUGGUCCAUCACCUAGUGCAUACGUAUGAUGCGGCAUUGAGGUGACGAGCGUUAAACAACACGGCUUGAGUUGAACGUCACAUGGUUCAUGCAGGUUGUAAAAAGGAAAAUUCAAAUUCGUGCACAGGUUAUUUUAUCUUCUUUUUGUGCAAGUGUUCACAUUUUACUUGUGGUGCACCGAAAUUAAAAAGGCAAAAAUCAAACAAAUGAAAAAUCACGAAAACGUCCAAAAAUAUGUUUAAAUAUCUUAAAUGAGGUCAAGGUUAGGACUUAUAUAAAAGCCACCGACCUGCCACUCUCCUUAGUAUUAAAGAAACAGAAGAAUUUUAAAGGUAAUAUAAAUAGAACACGAUCCUAAGCCGGAGAAUGCACGCAUUUCAUAUCAGACGAUUCUGAUAGUAUGAUAGGCUCAUUUUCAUUCUGCAAAUGUUUAAACACAAAUUUUCUAGAAGAAAGGCAACCUAGCAACACGUAAUUGAUCAAUGAUAAGAAAUGAAAAAAAAAAGGAUUAUCACAGGUAUCUCAGUUCUGCAACUGGAUUUUUCAUAAUAAUUCAUUCAAAUUGAGUAUCUCCAUGAAUCAUGUGGCAGGAAAUUACAGUAUUAGUGAAAUAUAAUGCCUUCAAUUUGUGAACAUAUAGUUCACAACUCAAAAGUAGAUAUGAUAUCAGGCUAUACGUUUGCAGGGGAGUGUAUAUAAAGUAAUCAACAGGUUUGGGCGAGAGGGUGUAACGGUUGUAAGACAUCCAUUGCAAACACAACAAUGGUACUGCUAACAUGAUUGUAGAACGUUUUAUGGGGUAAAAUGAAAAUUGAAGUCUCAGGACGAGGACGGAUCUAAGCUCAAAAUGAUUAUUAAAACUGAAUAUAAGAAUGGUAAAUUCAUUGGGAAAAUAGCGUUUUCGUGGGCCCAAUCGUGUAGAAUGAAAAAAUUUAGAGAUUCAUGUCAAGAUUCUCUAAGUCCACCAGACGGAGUGGCGAUGUUCAGUCAAGGAGCCAUAAAGACAUUCAAUUAAAUAUUAUAUAAAUAUGAUUAAUUUAGCCAUUUAAUAUUAAUAUGAACACGGCCAUAAAAUCUCACUGAAAAUUCUAAGUAAAUAACGUCAAUUACUGGUGUUCAAUCUGGAUGUUUCGAUAAAAUAUUGCAGAACUAAUCAAUUAGUUUAUUUUUCGUGUGGCACGAGAUGGUUUUAAAACCAAGGGAACACCCAGAUCCUUAACACCACUUGCAGUCUGACAUUUAUCGACAUGAUCAGUUUUUUUUUUUCUUGCAGUAGAAAUGAAUGCGAUCACAUACUUAAAGCUCUUUAGGUACCUAACAGUCAAAUUACACAGACAUGGAGCUUCAAACCGGAUAAAAUAGAUGAUGAGACUGAUGCUCUUAAGUGAUUCAUACUUUAAGUGGAAAAUUAGUUAUCGGGCAAAUUUCACGCGGAGGGAACAAUAAAUCGAAUGUUAAGGAUUCAAUUCCUUGGUUGAAUAAUUGUUAAAGAAUAUAUUGAAUUUGAUUCAUUAUCUGUAAGCGUCAUUCUCUGGCUUGAAGAUAAAUAUUCUCAUUUAUCGACAGGCAAUAGACACAUGACUUUCAAAUAGAAACUAUGAACCUGGGUUAUUCGAUUCAUUCUGCUCACUGACCUAUUCAACCACCUAUAUUCGAUUUAGUAAUAUCUGUAUACAGGGUUAUUCAAAAGUCACGCACUUCUGGCCAUAAGGGGGGGUGGCCAUUUGAAAUUUUUUAGUUGCUCCCCGCCUUCCUUCCCUCCGAGAGGAUCAAAAACUGGAGAUUACCUUGAGAAUUUUCCCCUCGAUAUGAGGAAAAACAUUUGAAACCGCAAAUCGAUAUCAUAAUUGGAACUAAAAUUAUGGCCAGUGGUGCGUGACUUUUGGAUAACCCUGUAACUUAUGCGCCGCUGUUCCUUCCAAACUCAGAGAGAGCGGUAUAGUUUUGAUGCGAAUGAAAGUUUCAUUCCAGACUGAGGGGACGGUCAAAUUCGUUCUGAUAUGGCUACUAAAUAUAAUGCUAAGCUUCAAUUUUUUCAUGAUAUUUAUACCUCUUGCCUUCAGAACCCAUCAUUGCACCCGAAUCAAAAUUACAUACGAAGGUCAAUCAAAGAUUAUAAAAUCUCCUGUAAAUUUUCUCGCUGGCCGUUCAUGCUAGUAAGAAACCAAUUAUGCCGAUGGAUCUCGUAAACUUACGGCUAAGAAAUUGAAUUAAUCGAACGUUCAGGAGAAUAGGUUUCCCGCAUCGCCGUAAUUUUCAGAACCGAAUUUGAGUGCCCAAAAAUUGCUUUAAAAAAAUUAAAAUUCCGAAUUUCUAAAAACACGUAAUAGUUAAUACCUAUAAAAAUCUGAUGCACCGCAGUCGACGAAAUUUUAGGGAAAUGAUCUUGAAUUUCAUCCAAAAAUCACUCGAUGUUUCAAGAGAGAGGGAGAGAGAGAAAGAGGGGGGGGGAGAGAGGGAUGCGUUGCUAUAUCCCAAGAAAGAAAUUCUGUCGAGAGACAAUUUUCAGAAGAUAUCAUUAUCAUCAAGAAAGCGUUAUCAUAUUUUAUCAUUUUCACAUCCUUGGAGUAAACAUUACCUCCCUCCUCCUCCUCCUGUGUGCCUAUGUGCUUGUAAGCCCGACUGAUGAAAAGGGCAGUCACAAUUGCGAUGGUAGACCGAAUCGCUGAGAUACGUUGAGACGGCCAUCAUCAAUUUCCGACGACGUAGGGCUCUCGAUGAAUCCUUGCUUACGUAAGGCCGUUUUAAUUAUGCGUGCGAACGAAGUAUUGAAUAGAAACCGUUCACGAAAGAUCACUGUUCCCAGGUGUGUGCGGCUAUGAUGAGUAUGGCGGAAGAAUAACAAACAGAUCAUAAUUCUCUUUUGAUCACCCGGUUCAUGACUCAAACUAGAGUAAUGUUGAAAGAAAGGACUCCUCAACUGAGAUAUACGUUUACGAGCAUAAGUAUGCUUUUGUGAACAUGCAAACAUGCAUUCCGUACUCGUGUAUGGGUACGAGAAUCUGAAAAUGAGGAAAGCAUUGCUCCAUUUAUUGGUCGCCUUGACGCUCCUUGUGAGGGGAUAGCCUAUUCCCGUACAGUUCAGGAAUUCCUGCACAUAUAGGAACACUGGAGGGAUUAGCUUCUAAUAAGACGUUAAUACGACCGGAGCCGUUGACUCGGCUUAAGGUCGUUUAGGUGGCUGUUGCGGAUGUAAUUUGCGAUUUGAGUGGGGUUGCAUUCAGAGAAAGGAAUUACUAGCACUGGAAUGCUGCUAGGAUUGUGUGACGCCAUUAUCUGACAAAGAAGAAAAAAAUUAAGAAAAAAACCUGUAGUAUUUACAAAUUUGAGGAGCUUCUCUUCGAGUACCGAAGAAAAGCUAUGGAAAGGAGGUAAGGGUUAUGGGCAUUUCCGAUCAAUUGUGAUAGUGCCCCAAUAAAUUAGGUUACUAACCCGAAUGUUGCGGUACCAUCCGAACUUAAGUAGCGGUACUACCGCAAAUAAUUGUGUGAAUGUCCAAUUCAUUCGACAAUAUGGGGUGGUAACACAAUUUUAAAAGAUAACCUUUAAUACGUGUUUUAGGGGCAUAAUGUAAAAACCUCUAAAAUCGCGUUUCCCAAUUUCCUUUUGAAUGCAUUAUAGUGCUACGAGUUCCUUUUCGGGAAAGCAAAAAAAUCACACCUCCAGACACGAGUGGAAUGAACAAUGUCAAUGAGAGAGAGAGAGAGAACGCGGAAGGGGUCACAUGAAACUUUCUCUAUUUUUUUUUCAAUUUUUUCAAUUUUUUUUAUGUAUUUGUUUUUAUAACAAAAAUCCGAUUUCAUGAAUCCAUAUUUUAACGUAAUGUAUAUCCAUGUAUGGAUCCGAGAUUCUCGUGUAUCCCCUCACCGCCUUCCCCAAAGUAGAUGUAAUAUUGAGUUUUCGAAAAGACGAUCUGUUUGUUCCCUUGCACGUUUAUGCUCAUCUUCUAAUCGGAAGAAUUGUAUUGGGAGUAAACUUCUAAUGUUCUAAAUGAACCGUGCCCCUCCUGUCUCUAACGCGCUUUUUCGUGUAUUUUUCGAAGGGAAUACACGAUUUAAAAUGCUGCAUCAUUUCACGAGAUGGACAGUGACAGAUGUAUAAAGUUUAAAGCUUAAAAUAGAAAAGCUCUUGAGCUUGAUUGGGCGAACUGAGAAUGGAGCAUAGGUCAUUUUCCGAAGAGUUCGUGCUUUGGAUUACGGUCGUUUGGGUAUAGCGUACAAUUGUCUCGUGUACAGUGUGUGCAUAAAGUAUGGAUAUUCUAUGAUAACUCGAGAAUAGUUGCAGAUGCUGACAUGCGGCUUGGACGAGACUACCUUAAAUAGUAGAUGGUUAAGUUUUAAAUGGUACUUUUCCUCCUAAGCAGAGUGGUGUCACGGCCUUCCACAAAAAAUGACCCGUAUUCGAGGAAAGUCGGUCCAAACCGUCAAUCUCUGCAACCGGUCUCAAGAUAGGUACAUCCAUACUCAUUUGCAAACACUGUGUAUUACAAUAUGUAUAAGGUAAUACCUCGUGGUGUUACACAACACCCUAGAAGCAGUUAAAACGUUCGUUACCAACAGCCUCAUUGUAACGUAUUGUAGCGCAGUUUUUACGGCGGAGCACGUUUGAUGAUAGGAAAGGGUUCAUUGCUCUAUUCUGUUACGUUCACAAGCGGAAUAUCCUUUCCAACCCUGAAAGUAUAUGUUUUAAUUAUAGGAUAAGAAAAUACAUAAGCGGCAUCAUUUAAAGCCGCGCAAGCCUUUACUUUGAUGGAAAAAUGUAGUCAAUUUAUGCAACACUUAAAGUUUUCUGUAAUGAAUAGCAUGCAGAGGUAAACAGACUGCCUGCCUUCUCAUACUUUGAACGCAUCGAUUGUGAUCUAGACUCGUACUUUAAAGAGCCAUCCAGAAACAUAAGAUUUUAGAGCUUAAAUUUAGAAUUUCAUUUCUCUUGAUGUGCUUUUAUUAGGUUUUCGGCAAAAUUCGUUAAUUUGUUGAAAAAGUUGUUACUUACUAUUAUCAGAUUUACCAACGCGUAUUUUUUCCUUGAAAAGUUUUAUACCACGUUAGCAGCUUAGCCGUUAUAUGUUUGUACCUAAUUUUAAAAUUUUGGUAUAAAGUUGUCUUUUUGCUAAAAUUUUGUAUGUUUGUCUUACGUUUUUGUUUGAAAAAGUUUGUUUCUUUUUGGGUAAAACAAUGUAAAAAUGUAUCAUUGUAAAAAAUUAAGCUCAUUGUUCAUGCUCAUAAUCAUUGGUUUUACCACUGGUUGUUUUUCAAUGUUGUUUUAAGACUUAUGUACACUUAGGAGAUGUGAAAAUUAUACACGUCAAUAAAUUUUCGAAGCUUGAUUUAUGCGAAA
Bemisia tabaci is the source of this 7966-nucleotide messenger RNA. RefSeq names its product G-protein coupled receptor DopEcR (gene DopEcR). NCBI's taxonomy places the organism in Eukaryota, Metazoa, Arthropoda, Insecta, Hemiptera, Aleyrodidae. Gene Ontology annotation, molecular function: G protein-coupled receptor activity; peptide binding. Gene Ontology annotation, biological process: cellular response to hormone stimulus; G protein-coupled receptor signaling pathway. Gene Ontology annotation, cellular component: plasma membrane. The record is from RefSeq and is a predicted model, not a curated record.